Messenger RNA from Eimeria tenella, 1185 nucleotides. RefSeq lists its product as uncharacterized. The annotation marks the transcript as partial. The transcript has 5 exons. NCBI's taxonomy places the organism in Eukaryota, Apicomplexa, Conoidasida, Eucoccidiorida, Eimeriidae. The record is from RefSeq and is a predicted model, not a curated record. Gene Ontology annotation, molecular function: ATP-dependent chromatin remodeler activity; ATP binding.
AUGCGGGUGCUGGUGUUUGAGCGUGCUGCGGAGCUUGCUGCUGUUUCGCGCUUCGAAGUUGCUGCUAGUGAUGUGGUGGUGGUGACAACAAAUGUGUUGACGAAGGAGUUUAGCAGGUGUUUGGCGAAUCCUUUGGAGACUCCGGAGCAGCAGCAGCAGCUGCAGCAGCAGCUGCAGCAGCAGCAGCAGCGGCGCAGGCGUGGCGACCUGUUCCUCACGGGCGCAGCAGCAGAGCAGCGCUUCUGGGACCAGUUUAUUGCCCACGGGGAGCCCGCCGCAGCAGCAGCAGCAGCAGCAGCAGCAGACCCCGAGGAGCCGAGCUUGCUGCAGCGGCUGGCGACGACGAUGCCGCGGGAGCAGCAGCAGCAGCUGGUGUCUUUGCUGCGGCGGCGCAGCCGCCAGCCGCGGAGCGCGGCCGGCAGCUGCAGCAGCAGCAGCAGCAGCAGCAGCAGCAGCAGCAACGGACUACUCUGCGCAAAGUCCCCGCUGCUCGGAGUCCACUUCGCACGAAUUGCUGUUGAUGAGGGCCACCGCCUUAUCCACAGCGGCAGCUUGCACGUGCAGCUCGCCUGCGCGCUCAAGGCCGACAAACGGUGGGCGUUGACGGGCACUCCGACGGACCGGCUGUCUCUGGAGAAGGCCCUGGCGGGUUUGCGGGCCAUUUGCGAAUUUUUGCGUCACCCAAUAACAAAUAAACGCAUUUUUACUGGGGGCCCCGGGGGGGGCCCCUCCCUGUUUCGGAGCAGCGUGGUGCGCGGGGUGAGCGAGUGGGGUUUGCUGUUUUGCCACUACCGGCUGCAGCAGCUGCUGGAGGGUUUGCUGGUGCGGCACACAAAAGGACUUUCUUUGUUUUUACCUCCUUUGAGGGGCCCCGUCGUUUAUUCCAUUAAAAUGGGGGAAGACGAAAAAGCGACUUACAACGACCUCGUCGAACUCACCCGCAGGAACCUCUUCUGCACCUACUUCUCCCGCAGCAACCCCGACUCGCUGCUGCACUGCAGCAACCGGAGCAGCUGCAGCACGGUGCUGUGGAACCUGCGCUUCAGCUGCGCGCUGCGCUGCGAGGCCCACCUGCUGGUGCAGCGGAAGUGGGUGGAAGAAACUUUGCAAAUGCUCGGCGACAAACACCCCAAGUACACAAACCCCUUUCCCUACGCCUUCCCCUUCCGCAGACUCGUCUUCGUC